UCUUGUAUCAUAUUCAUCAAGAGCGCCUACCAAAACACUCUAGAUAAAAAGCAUUACCAAAUACAAAACAAUAGAUACAACUAUGUCUGCGAGUAACUCAUCAUCAUUGGUUCUAAUCACGUUGAUAUUGGCCACAUCGUGCCUAGUCUCCGAGAGCCGGAUUGCAAGAAAAGAUUUGGGUUUAGACCUUGGUGGGAUAGGGAUAGGGAUCGGUACUGGCAUCGGCAUUGGUCUAGGUGGAGGUGGGUCCGGAGCUGGUGCCGGGUCAGGAUCCGGAGGAGGAGGAGGGUCAAGCUCUUCUUCCUCAUCUAGCUCCAGCAGUUCUUCGAGCUCUGGUGGUGGUGGAGGUGAUGCGGGAUCCGAGGCCGGAUCAUACGCGGGCUCACGUGCCGGGUCUGGUUCAGGUGGAAGUUCCGGAUCAGGCCGUGGAAGAGGAGGUGGUGCUGGAGGAGGUCACGGUGGAGGUGGUGGAGGAGGAGGGGGUCAAGGUGGAGGAGGUGGAUCCGGUCACGGAGGAGGCUCCGGUGAAGGCGGUGGAUAUGGAGGAGGAUACGGUGAAGGCGGCGACUGAAUGAAGAAUAUCGCAUGCAUGCAAUAUCUUAUCCAUGCUAUGUGUUUUACAUAAUUAUUAUUAGUGUGAAAUCAUAAAAUGCUGAAAAUUUCAUUUUCUAAAGUGGGUGAGUAAAGGAGAUGGGAAAACUUCUCGCGUGUUUGGUUAAUUAUGUACUCUUCCAUAUUCGAAAUGGAUUCUUGGUGUUAUAGAUGUUUUUAUUUUUGUACUAUAAGUUGUAAUUUUUCAAUUUGAUAGUUGACAAAAUAACUGCAUGCUCGUUUGUUUUUUGUUCUUCUCCGUUUUCGCAUGUAUCAGUCAUCAUAUAUAUAACAAAACAUUUGGUAAAUUAUGUACUCU
Messenger RNA from Raphanus sativus (radish), 910 nucleotides. RefSeq names its product glycine-rich protein DOT1-like. The coding region runs from base 83 to 571 and encodes 162 amino acids. The transcript has a single exon. Lineage: Eukaryota; Viridiplantae; Streptophyta; Magnoliopsida; Brassicales; Brassicaceae. The record is from RefSeq and is a predicted model, not a curated record.